UUGGAAUAUGGUUUCAAUUUGCGGAAAAAAAUUUGCUUGCACUAGAGAAAAACUAUUAUUGUCCGACAUACAAGCAAAAAAAGAAGCAAAGGAUUUUGAACGGUUUCUUCAAGAACUCAAAGAAAAAAGAGAACAAAGUCAGCAAAGUAACAAUGUACGAGUUUUGUCAGGUACCACUGUUCCAAAUUCAACUUUUAAAAGUAGGAUUAGCUCUGACGUAAAUCAAAAUCAAAAAGCCCCUUCAAGAGAUUUACUUCCAGCUCAGAGUAUCGAAGGAAAAAAUCAACAAUUUGGCCUAAAAUUAAAUGCAGUAAAAAGCUUUAAAGGAACAAUUCUUGACGAAAGAUCCGACAUAAUUUUACAGCCUAAAGACAAAAGACCAUCGAUACUUUCAGGAACAGGAACACUAAAUGAGCUCAAAGAAUUGAGCGACUUACUUCACAAAUCUUCUUACAUUCCAAAACAGAAAAAAACCAGACCAUCGACAAUAGUCAAAAUCAAAAACGCAAUCGAAAAGGCGAAGAAUGAAAAACUCACUUCCACGGCCAAUAAAAGCCAGAAUACCAUUGAAAAAGUUGUUACAAUGGUUGAUACUUCAACGUUGACCAAAAAACAUUUUGUGAAGAAGAAGAAAAAAAUGCUUACCGAUACCGAUACGAUUUUAAAGUCACCAGCUGGAAUACACCUCAACAGUUCUAAACAAUCAGAUUCUAAUAAAAAGAAACAGACAAUCAGAACCAAGCCUGUGCAAAAAAUUGACUUUGGAGUUCAAACUUCUUUUACCAUAAAUGUUAGACGAAAAAAGUUAAUUGAGAAAUGA
Messenger RNA from Ceutorhynchus assimilis (cabbage seed weevil), 820 nucleotides. The record is from the annotation of a GenBank genome assembly. NCBI's taxonomy places the organism in Eukaryota, Metazoa, Arthropoda, Insecta, Coleoptera, Curculionidae.